Messenger RNA from Emericellopsis atlantica, 2560 nucleotides. Its product is annotated as vacuolar ATP synthase catalytic subunit A. Gene Ontology annotation, biological process: proton transmembrane transport; ATP metabolic process. Gene Ontology annotation, molecular function: proton-transporting ATPase activity, rotational mechanism; ATP binding; ATP hydrolysis activity. The transcript has 7 exons. NCBI's taxonomy places the organism in Eukaryota, Fungi, Ascomycota, Sordariomycetes, Hypocreales, Bionectriaceae. The record is from RefSeq and is a predicted model, not a curated record. Gene Ontology annotation, cellular component: proton-transporting V-type ATPase, V1 domain; fungal-type vacuole membrane. The coding region runs from base 134 to 2431 and encodes 765 amino acids.
UCUCACCUUCUUUUCCUACCCUUCGCAUAACCAGCGAGACCAAUCAACCUUCGACGCAGCCAUUGACCGCUGCACUGACACAAGGAUUGCUGUGCGCCGUCUCCAUAUACAGCAUUUGAGGAGGUAGCUUUGAAUGCAACUAGGGAUAAGGCCCAAGCUCAAGGCGCGGCCUUCGUUGCUGGACCUGGUGCGAACGCGAAGCCAGAGCCAGGGCGACAACCACGAGGCAGCUGGCUACCCUACAGCCACCAGCCACGCGGCAUCGUCAUCGCCAGCAGCGGCAGACGCACCAGCCACAGCCACAGCGGGCCCAGCAGCGCCUGCACCACCUGGAGCGCACCGUGACCGCCCGCAGCCACUGGCAGUGGAGGAAGCUUCCGGCCUGCCUCUGCCAACCUCUCCACCGACAUCACCGUCCGCGUCUACCUCAACGUCGCCUCCAGCAUCCCCGUUCGCAACCUCCUCCCCUCCACUGCGGCCAGCCUCGCCGUCUCUCCGAAGCUCUACUGCAUCCGUAGACGUCGAGCUCGACACCUCUGCACCCUCUCUUCGCUCUUCUGGAUCCUCAUCGUCGUCACAAACACCGCCCGCCAUGGCUCCCAAGAACAAGAAGGCUAACGCAGCCACUGAUGGCGAGGAGGCACUCCCUAGUGGCAAGAUCUACUCCGUGUCCGGACCUGUCGUUGUCGCCGAGGACAUGAUUGGCGUGGCCAUGUACGAGCUUGUCAAGGUCGGCCACGAGAACCUAGUUGGUGAGGUCAUUAGAAUCAGCAAUGACCAGGCCACCAUCCAGGUCUACGAGGAGACUGCUGGUGUCACCGUCGGCGACCCUGUUGCCCGCACUGGCAAGCCUCUCUCCGUCGAGCUCGGCCCUGGUCUUCUCAACAGUAUCUACGAUGGUAUCCAGCGCCCCCUGGCUGCCAUUUCCGACUUGGCCAAGUCAAUCUACAUUCCUCGCGGUAUCGCUGUCCCCGCCCUCGACCGCAACAAGAAGUGGGAGUUCACCCCUAUCAUGAAGGUUGGCGACCACAUUUCGGGCGGCGAUGUCUGGGGCACCGUCUUCGAGAACUCGUUCAUUCACACUCACCGCAUUGUGUUCCCGCCUCGCGCACGCGGUGUGAUCACAAAGAUCGCCUCCAAGGGUGAAUACACCGUCGCCGAGAACAUCCUCGAGGUCGAGUUCGACGGCACCAAGACUGAGUACCCAAUGAUGCAGACUUGGCCCGUCCGUGUCCCUCGUCCUUCGACUGAGAAGCUCUCUGCCGACCAGCCUUUUAUUGUCGGUCAACGUGUGCUCGACGCCCUCUUCCCCAGUGUGCAGGGUGGUACCGUAGCCAUCCCUGGCGCUUUCGGCUGUGGCAAGACUGUCAUUUCGCAAUCCGUUUCCAAGUUCUCCAACUCAGACGUCAUUGUCUAUGUCGGCUGCGGAGAGCGUGGUAACGAGAUGGCCGAAGUCUUGAAGGAUUUCCCUGAGCUGACAAUUGACGUCGACGGCCGCCAGGAGCCCAUCAUGAAGCGCACAACCUUGAUCGCCAACACCUCCAACAUGCCCGUCGCUGCUCGUGAAGCCUCUAUCUAUACCGGGAUUACUGUAGCCGAAUAUUUCCGCGACCAGGGCCUCAACGUCGCCAUGAUGGCUGACUCCUCUUCGCGUUGGGCCGAGGCUUUGCGUGAAAUCUCUGGUCGUCUUGGAGAGAUGCCUGCUGACCAGGGUUUCCCCGCCUACCUGUCUGCCAAGUUGGCUUCUUUCUACGAGCGUGCUGGCCGCGUUCAAUCGCUUGGGUCUCCUGAGCGCCAGGGCAGUGUCAGCAUUGUCGGUGCCGUCAGUCCCCCCGGUGGUGAUUUCUCCGAUCCCGUCACGAGUUCCACGCUGGGUAUCGUGCAGGUCUUCUGGGGUCUCGACAAGAAGCUCGCCCAGCGCAAACAUUUCCCUUCGAUCAACACCAGCAUGUCGUACUCCAAGUACACCAACACACUCGACAAGUACUACGAGAAGGAGUAUCCUGACUUCCCGCGUCUCCGUGACCGCGUGAAGAACCUUCUCUCGGACUCGGAGGAGCUUGACCAGGUCGUCCAGCUGGUCGGAAAGAGUGCGCUGUCAGACACUGACAAGAUCACAUUGGACAUUGCCGGUAUGAUCAAGGAAGAUUUCCUGCAGCAGAACGGUUACUCGGAUUACGACCAGUUCUGCCCCAUCUGGAAGACGGAGUGGAUGAUGAAGUUGAUGAUGGGUUACCACGACGAGGCGCAGAAGGCCAUUUCACAGGGCCAGCACUGGAGCAAGGUCCGCGACUCCACGAGCGAAUUGCAGUCCAAGCUUCGCAGUCUCAAGUUUGAGGUUCCCUCGGAAGGCCAGGAGGCCAUCACCAAGAAGUACGAGGAGAUUCAGCAACAAAUGACAGACAAGUUCGCGGCGGUCAUGGACGAGUAGAAGAUGUGCGGUCUAUUAGGUUAGCAGGCUGUUGCCGCGUAUUGUAAGCACUGUUCUAUAGAGUCGGACCUCAGAAAUUGUGUCCCGCCAGCAUCGUCCUCAUAUAUCGAAUUGAUCUGAUUACUAUCA